AUGGACACGCAGCUGAGGCGCAGCCGGCGGCUGGAAGGACUAAAGCCUGAAUCACCCGAGAACCCCACCUCAGUUCUGCGGGUGAGACGGGCCCUUGUGGAGUUCGAGUCGAACCCAGAAGAAAGGAGGGAGCCCGGUUCUCCUCGGAGUGUGCGGCCACCUGGCCUGGAGUCUCCCAGACAUCAGCCGGAGACAAGCCCGGGAUCACCCAGUCUACGGGAGGGGGCAGGCUUGGGGUCCCCCCGAAAGCAGCCAGAGCCGGGCCCAGGGUCGCCCCAGCGUCAGCGAGACCCAGGCCUGGAGUCGCCCCAAAGACCGCCGGAAUCGAGUCCUGAAUUCUCCCGACUUCAGCCACAGCCAAGUGGGGAGUCACCAAAGUUUUCCCAGGACCGAGAAGAAGCGGAUUCGGAGUUGCCCAAGAGUAAGGAGGAGCCGACCCUGGGGUCCCCCCGACAUCAGUUGCAGCCGAGCCCAGGGUCACUAGAGCCUUACCCUGGUCAGCAAGCGCCGGGUCCCGAGCCCUCUCAGCCACUGCAGGAGCUGACACCCCAGUCGCCCGGCUCCCCACGGGAUCAGCGUGAGCCGAGCAAGCCACCGCCGGCCGGGCAGCCGGAGAGAGACGGCCUCGGGCCAAAGAAGCGAGAAGGUUCUUCAGCCCAGGCCCCAGCGUCCAAGAAACCGAAGAAGGAGGAGGUUCCUAAAAUCCCGAAGGGGAAGCCCAAGUCUGGGCGGGUGUGGAAGGACCGCUCAAAGAAGAGGUUCUCCCAGAUGGUUCAGGACAAGCCCCUGCGCACAUCCUGGCAGCAGAAGAUGAAGGGCCGGCAGGAGAGAAAGCGGGCCAAGGACUUCGCCCGCCACCUGCAGGAGGAGAAGGAGCGGCGCCGGCAGGAGAAGCAGCAGCGCCGCGCUGAGAACCUGAAACGCCGCCUGGAGAACGAGCGGAAGGCGGAGAUCGUCCAAGUGAUCCGAAACCCCACCAAGCUCAAGCGGGUGAAGAGGCAGCAGCUGCGCUCCAUUGAGAAGCGCGACACGCUGGCCCAGCUGCAGACGCAGCCGCCACAGCGGCCAGCAGCCAAGAGCUGA
Molecule: messenger RNA, 1083 nt
Organism: Lipotes vexillifer (Yangtze River dolphin)
Lineage: Eukaryota; Metazoa; Chordata; Mammalia; Artiodactyla; Lipotidae
Gene: CCDC86
Product: coiled-coil domain containing 86
Exons: 4
Coding region: 1-1083 (360 amino acids)
Cellular component (GO): nucleolus
Source: RefSeq, a predicted model, not a curated record